AUGCCUGGAGUGCCGUCCAACAAGGCAUGUGGACGCUGCAAAAAGAGACACCUCAAGUGUGAUGAAACACGACCGCACUGCCAACGCUGUACCGAUGCCGGAGUGGAAUGUCCCGGCUUUGUGCAGACGCGCAAGUUCAUUGAUCAGGGCGCGUCGGUAAGAAAGCGGUAUGCUCCUUAUCAGGAGAAUGGGCCCAAGCCUACAACUGCGAAGGCCAAACGUCAGCAUCUUGAAGUACAAAAUGGAGAUGGCAGUAGUCUUCAAAGCCAAGGCCAAUCUACUUCCCAAAUGCCUCCAUUGGACGAUGUCGAUCAUCGCCCGGCAAUCCCUUCGGCAUUGGACAGUGCUCCUAUUCUUCCACCAAUUCAGGCGCAUGCUUCAAACGUCGUUUGCAGCGGAAUGAUGUACAGUGCUGCGCCUGAUUCUUCAUGGCCGGGUUCAGAUGCCCGCAUUGGUCCCCCAGCGACUGUAGGUGACGCCAGCGCUGGCGCUGGCACCUUCACCGAGCACCCGAGUCAGCCUUCACCUAACACCAGACCCUCUUUAUCUCGGACUCCUUCCCAGCGCGGCGAGCAGGAGGAGUUUCAGGAUAUAUUCUCUGAGCUCAUGACCGGGACAGAACACGAGAUAUCCUUUCUAACGCGGCACUACUGCGAAGUCAUCUCUAGCUGGUUCGAUGUUUCAGAUUCCAGGAAAUUCUUCGGUGGCUACGUGCCAAUCCGAGCGAUAGACGAACAGUCACUGCGGUAUGCAAUCGCAGCUAUCUCAGCCAAGCAUCUUGCCAGGAUGAAAGGCGUCAAAUCGGUAUUCACCGGUGGUCUGUUCACAUCGCCUGCAACCAUGGAGACUUACCCCAGCGCUCAUCAAGUCGAUUGGUCGUUGAAAGCUGCCAACUACUAUUAUCUCGCAGUCUCGCACAUGAACAAGUCAAUGUCGGACUACGCCGCUGUGUCUACGUCUGACGUUCUGGAACCACCAAUAUCCGUGGUGAACCGCUGGCUCAACCUCCAGCUGAAACGCGGAGAGGAAGGCCCACGCACCACUGAUGGAACGUGGAAAACGACCGAGAAUCUACUGGCUACCUCAACGAUCCUCACCCUCUACAAGACUUUUGAUGAGCCAGGGGAAAAUUGGCAGUCAUACCUCGCUGGCGUUAAACAGCUGUUCAGUCAAUUGCUGGGGCUUACUAGAAAAGACGGUGACCGUCACUUUUCUCCCGGCGUGACGGCGGUAUUCUGGAAUUUCGCAAGGAUGGACUAUCUGGCCUCGUACUAUAACCGACUACCAACCCAUCUGAAUCCCGACGACAUCGCAGUAUGGCAAGCAGCGGGCCUGUCCUUGGAUGAGCAAGGGAACCUCGAUCCCCCAGACGUCCCAAGAACGCAGGCCUUUUCGCGUGAAGACAUGGCAACCAACGUCCUAACACGUCUCCUCAACAAGCUAACAAACUACCUCGCGGCGGCCAAAAAGUCGCAGCUCGAAAAUUGGGUCGGCGGGUCAUCUCCCGAACCCUCCAGCCGAUCCAGCUCCCACUCUCCCGACUCCCACCCCACAACUGCGACCUGGCUGAAGCUCUCAUUCGAGUUCCAGUCUUGGGUCGAGCGAAUCCCAGAGACGUUUCGUCCUUGUCUACGCAUCGAGCGGCCAAAGCCCUCUCCAACCGACACGAGCUUUAUGCCCUUCCCCGAAAUCUUCUACAGCCUCACAUCUUGCGCCGCUGCAAUGCAGCAGUACCACUUCGGCCGCCUUGCGCUGUCACUGAACCGACCGUCCGAUGACAUUGCCGGUCCCAGUACCGCAUUCGACCGCCUGCAGAGCUACAGGGAGUUGACGAAGGAGGUUGACUAUCGCUGCAAGGAAAUUUGCGGGAUUGCGCUUGGUAGGCCGCAGAGCGGUGCUCGUGUGCAAAUGAUCACUCUGCUUUAUGCGGUCGGGCAGUGCUUGGAGAGGCCUGAAGAGCGGCAGAUUGUCAUGGACCUCUUGCGCGGCAUUGAGGCGGACCUGGGUUGGUCGACCGCUUCGCAGGUGCAGAAGCUGCAGAAGUAA
Molecule: messenger RNA, 2046 nt
Organism: Aspergillus mulundensis
Lineage: Eukaryota; Fungi; Ascomycota; Eurotiomycetes; Eurotiales; Aspergillaceae
Product: Zn(II)2Cys6 transcription factor
Exons: 5
Coding region: 1-2046 (681 amino acids)
Biological process (GO): positive regulation of transcription by RNA polymerase II
Cellular component (GO): nucleus
Molecular function (GO): transcription cis-regulatory region binding; zinc ion binding; DNA-binding transcription factor activity, RNA polymerase II-specific
Source: RefSeq, a predicted model, not a curated record